GGCGCGGAAUGAACCGGAAGCCUCUGCGGACACGGCGCGGGAGGGCGGGCGCGCCGGGGCCGAGCUGCCCGGGACCGCCGAGCUGGCACUGGAGGCAGGGAGGCCGCAGCACCGCCGCUGCGCGCAGACGUGGCGCCUCCGCCCGCGCGUCCCGGGAGCUGCGCCGGCCUCCCCGCCGACCGCGGUGCAGGUAACCGUCGCGCGCGCCCGAGGCUGCCCGGCGAGGCUCGGCGGCCUCCACGACUCUGCAGUAUCGCAGAAGCUCCUAGCGGAGCAGGGGCGUCGCGUGCAGGAUCUCACGCUUUGGCUUAGGAUCUUGCAAAGUUGCUGAGGCUGGCCUCCCAACUUGCAAUCCUCCUGCCGCAGCCUCCAGAGUCACCGAGAGGAGGAGCGAGACCCGCCACGCCGGCUUGUCUGCCUUUCUGACAGAGCGUUGGAACGAGUCUGAGCCCCGGGCUUGCGCGUCCUCCUCCGAGGGGUGGCCGUGGUCCUGAGGUUCCCCUGGGGCCGGUACCGAGGGAGCCAAGGACACAGAAGGUGCCUGGGAGAACAUGCCGCGGCCGGCGCAUCGCUGGCGCUGCUUGGCCCUGGCCCUGGCCCUGGGUCUGCUGUUGGGAGUGGGGCCUUCCACCUGCAGAGACGCGUCCGGCUGGCGGCCCAACCUCCUGCUCCUGAUGGCGGACGACCUUGGCAUUGGGGACCUCGGCUGCUACGGCAACAAGACCCUGAGGACGCCGAAUAUCGACCGGCUGGCGGAGGAGGGCGUGAGGCUGACGCAGCACAUCGCGGCCGCCUCCGUGUGCACCCCGAGCAGGGCGGCUUUCCUGACCGGCAGGUACCCGAUCCGCUCAGCUCUGCGUCUCUAUCCACCCACCUGUGCGUCCAUCCAUCAUGUGUCUGUAUAUCUGAAUUUACUGUCAGAAGUCCCCUUAAGAGGGCGGGCCCUGCGGAGAGCAUGGUUCCGCCAGGCAAGACCUUGCGGGGGAGCUUCUCGGCGGGAUUCUCCAUCACGGAGGGUUCUUCUGAAUAUUCCAGGCAUGGUCUCCAGCAACGCCCUGCGUGUGCUCCAGUGGACGGCGGCCUCGGGGGGACUCCCCGCCGACGAGAUCACUUUUGCAAAAAUUCUGCGAGACCAGGGCUACGCCACCGGUCUCAUAGGAAAAUGGCACCUGGGCCUGAACUGCGCCUCCGCGGGCGACCACUGCCACCACCCGCAGGCGCACGGCUUCGACAGCUUCCUGGGGAUGCCCUUCACCAUGAUGGGCGACUGCGCGCAGGCCGAGCUCUCCGAGAAGCGCGUGGCCCUGGAGCGCGCGCUUGGCCUCUGGGUCCAGGUCUCGGCGGUGGCCGCGCUGACGCUGGCCGCGCGCAAGCUGGUCCGGCCCGCCGGCUCCUGGGCGCCCGUCCUGGGGGCAGCGCUGGCCGCCGCCGCGCUCCUGGCCGCCGCGCGCUCCGUGGGCCGCCUGAUCGUGCUCGCCGACUGCUUCCUGAUGAGGAACCGCAGCAUCGCGCAGCAGCCCAUGGACUUGGAGGCGGCCUCGCCUCUCUUCCUCCAGGAGGCCGCCUCCUUUCUGCACAGGAAUAAGCAGCGGCCGUUCCUCCUCUUCGUCUCCUUCCUACACGUCCACGUUCCUCUUGUCACCACCAAAGACUUCCUGGGGCGGAGCCGUCACGGGUUAUACGGGGACAAUGUGGAGGAGAUGGACUGGAUGGUGGGGCGGAUCCUGGACACGGUGGACAAGGAAGGCCUGGCCGAGCGGACCCUGGUCUACUUCACCUCGGACCACGGGGGAUCCUUGGAGUCUCGACUGGGAAGCCACCAGUACGGAGGCUGGAACGGGAUCUACCGGGGUGGCAAAGGCAUGGGCGGCUGGGAAGGGGGCAUCCGCGUGCCCGGCAUCCUCCGGUGGCCAGGGGUGCUGCCCGCCGGCCGCGUGAUCCAAGAGCCCACCAGCCUGAUGGACGUGUUCCCCACCCUGGUCCGGCUGGGGGGCGGCCAGGUGCCCCAGGACAGAGUGAUCGAUGGCCGGGACCUGUGGCCCUUGCUCCUGGGCGCUGCCCCGCACUCGGAGCACGAAUUCCUGCUGCACUACUGCGAGCGCUUCCUGCAUGCGGCCCGGUGGCACCAACGGGACAGAGCCACAGUGUGGAAGGUGCACUUCGCAACCCCAAUUUUCCAGCCCGAGGGCGCGGGAGCCUGCUACGGCAGAGGGGUCUGCCCGUGCUUCGGGGAACAAGUCCGGCAGCAUGACCCGCCCUUGCUCUUUGACCUCUCGAGAGACCCCUCGGAGAGCCGCAUCCUCACGCCCGAGACGGAGCCCCGGUUCCACGAGGUGGUGGGCAGGGUCCAGCAGGCCGUGCAGCAGCACCAGCGGACGCUGAGCCCGGUGCCCCAGCAGCUGGACACCCUGCGGAACGUGUGGCGGCCGUGGCUGCAGCCCUGCUGCGGGCCCUUCCCCCUGUGCUGGUGCCGCGAGGGCGGCGCGCAGUGACCUCUGCGCGGAGGAGCCGCGGACGCUUCCCGCCCGCGGCCACCAGCCACUCCCCGCAUCCAAGAUAAGGUCACAAGGCUCGAGCAACGCUGGACGGAAAGCACCCUCGGGGCCGCGCUGGGCACCAGCGAAGACCCAGGGCCGCCUGCAAUUGGAGGCUGGGGCAGAGGAGGAGGACCGCCCGGGGAGGCCACUGCGGCCCCAGGGCCACCGGAAGGUGCGGCCCGGUGCCAUGGGCGCCAGGCUCCACCCUCAGGACCCCAUCCUGUCCCGAUCCCUUACUGAGGGACCCCAGACCUGACCGCUCUCAGCUCCGCAGGUGCAGCCCAGGUCCAGGCGGGGCAGGCUCGGGGCUGCUGAGGCUGCUUCCUGCUCACAGAUGGCGCUGCUCCUGGUCCUCACAGGGUGGACGGGC
Sciurus carolinensis (gray squirrel) is the source of this 2907-nucleotide messenger RNA. It is a transcript of the gene Arsl, whose product is annotated as arylsulfatase L. The record is from RefSeq and is a predicted model, not a curated record. The transcript has 13 exons. Bases 552 to 2492 code for a protein of 646 amino acids. NCBI's taxonomy places the organism in Eukaryota, Metazoa, Chordata, Mammalia, Rodentia, Sciuridae. Gene Ontology annotation, molecular function: arylsulfatase activity.